AUGUAUGUUAGAAGAGAUUCCAUUGAUCUUCUCCGAUUCCAAGGUAUCGAUUUCAACUGCAAUGUCAUUCACGGUGUCAAUUCAUUCCACUUUUCUGAGUUGAUGGUGACGUCUGGACUUGUCUUCCAUAAAGCAGUGACGUGGGUGACAUUUCACGGAACCUACGAUUUUGAAUAUCUUGUGAAGAUACUGACACAGAGUAAUCUUCCGUUUAGCUUGGGAGAAUUUUUGGGUGUGUUGAGAUUCAUAUUUGGAAGGAGUGUCUAUGAUAUGAAAUACAUGAUCCGUUAUUGCAAUGGACUAUACGGUGGUCUCGAACGUGUACACCACAAGAAGAAAGGCAAGUGGUUGCAGUCCAAAUAA
Trifolium pratense (red clover) is the source of this 363-nucleotide messenger RNA. RefSeq names its product probable CCR4-associated factor 1 homolog 11. Lineage: Eukaryota; Viridiplantae; Streptophyta; Magnoliopsida; Fabales; Fabaceae. The record is from RefSeq and is a predicted model, not a curated record. The transcript has a single exon. Gene Ontology annotation, cellular component: CCR4-NOT core complex; P-body; CCR4-NOT complex. The coding region runs from base 1 to 363 and encodes 120 amino acids. Gene Ontology annotation, molecular function: poly(A)-specific ribonuclease activity; nucleic acid binding.